GAUUUGGAGUUUGGAGGCAGCUCUGAGAUGGGGCCUCUGAAGGGACCGCUUGAGUUGUUCCUGCAUCCUUGCCUGGGAGUAGCCAAGGCUGAGUAGGUGCCCGUAGAGGGAGCAUACGGUGACAUGGAGCCGGAAAUCAACUGCUCUGAAUUUUGUGAUAGUUUUCCUGGCCAGGAGCUGGAUCGGAGACCCCUUCAUGAUCUUUGCAAGACGACAAUUACUGAUUCACAACACAGCGGUACAGACGUCUCUCCACUGUCUCCCGCCCUCUUGGGUAUUGUUUGGACUUUCCUCAGCUGUGGACUACUUCUGGUGCUUUUCUUUCUUGUUUUCACAAUUCGCUGCAGGAAGAACAGGAUUGUGAAGAUGUCCAGCCCCAAUCUGAACAUUGUGACCUUACUGGGCAGUUGUCUGACUUACAGCAGUGCUUACCUUUUUGGGGUUCAAGAUGCCUUUGUGGGAAAUUCCAUGGAGGGGCUCAUUCAGAUGAGACUGUCCAUGCUGUGCAUUGGGACGUCCCUUGUGUUUGGCCCUAUCCUGGGGAAGAGCUGGCGACUCUACAAGGUGUUUACCCAGAGGGUCCCAGACAAGAGAGUGAUUAUCAAAGACCUGCAGUUGCUGGGGUUGGUGGCAGCCCUGGUGGUGGCUGAUGUAAUCCUGCUUGUGACGUGGGUGCUGACUGAUCCCAUCCAGUGUCUCCAGAUCCUUGGUGUCAGCAUGAAGGUGACGGGGAGAGAUGUGUCCUGCUCUUUGACCAACACACACUUCUGUGCUUCGAGGUACUCUGACGUCUGGAUUGCUCUGGUUUGGGGAUGCAAGGGGCUGCUGCUGCUGUAUGGUGCUUAUCUGGCUGGCCUGACCAACCAGGUCAGCUCUCCUCCCGUGAACCAGUCCUUUACCAUCAUGGUCGGAGUCAGCCUCCUGCUACUCAGCGCUGGGCUAAUUUUCGUGCUCACCAGGUACUUGCACUCCUGGUCCAAUCUAGUCUUUGGAUUCACAUCUGGAGGGAUCUUCGUUUGCACCACUACCGUGAACUGCUGUGUGUUCCUUCCCCAGCUGAAGCAAUGGAAGGCAUUUGAAGGAGAAAACCAAACAGUCAGACGCAUGGCCAAAUAUUUCAGCACCCCUAGCAAAAGCUUCCAUAGCCAGCUCGAUGAGGACCCAAACUGCCACUUGAGGGAUGAGAAGAGCUGCAUGGAGAGGCUCCUCACAGAAAAAAACGCGGUAAUCGAGAGCCUGCAAGAACAAGUCAAUAACGCCAAGGAGAAGCUAGUGAAGCUGAUGUCUUCCGAGUGGGCUGACCCAGCUGCAGCCUCUGCGCAUGUGCUGGCAGUUCAAGGACCUUCAGAACACCCUGCUGCUUCUGAGAAUGUUAUCGAUGCAGCUGCCCAGGACCCCCUAUGCGCCUCAGUGACCUCCCAGCACAUGCAAAGCCCUGGGGCAUCUCGAAGGGACACCAGUCCCUCCCCUGACCAAAAGGACAAUGUGACUUUGAAACAGUUUUUUGAUCAUUUGGACAUGGGUUGCAGCCGAGAGCCACAUACUGAACAAUGUGAGGGUUCAGAAAGAGGAGACCAGGGACCCGUGGCCACCAGCCAGAGUUUCAUGCCAGAUGGAAUGGGCGGUGAACCCCAAAGGCCCAAGCAGAACUCAGAGGAACUCCCAGAGAGGCCACCCCGCGUCAGUUCAGUGGUCAGAGAGAAGCUUCAGGAAGUCCUUCAAGAGCUGGACCUGGGCCCCGAGGCUCCCCUUUCCCCACUACCUUGUUCCCAGCAGCUUUGGAAGAGCACCACUUCCCGCAGUCCCCAGAAGCUGUCCCCGUCUAAACUGGGUUUCAGCCCAUAUGUGGUGAGGAGAAGACGGGCAGCCCAGCGGGCUCGCUCCCACCUCACUGCCUCUGUGGCCCUCAAUAUGGGGCAUCCGGCAAACAGGACUGUUUCUGGUGUGCAAAGUGGGCUGGCUGUGCAGAGCCAGGACAGCUCCAAGCUGGACCACCAAAAUGCAAGGUCCAAGGUACCAAGGUCCUCUUCUGUAAAACCAUCACCACUCGCAGAUCCUCACCGGAGACGGAGUACCCUGGAGGGUAACAAACCAUGCCACACAGAGCCUCAGGGGUCCAGAGGAUGCGAUGUAAGCGUUCCUUGCCAACCUCCUGCUUCUGCCCGGGCACAAAGUCUCACUGCCCCAUGCCUACCCUCUUCACCAGGACUGCCCAAGCAGCGUCAGGCUCGACCCCUAGUGUCCCCUGGCUGUCCUUCCUUGUCUUCUGGGUGCUGCAACCUUGAUAGUGAGUCCAGUAGCUCAGAUGAAUUUUACUGCCGCUGCCACCGGCCCUACUGUGAAAUCUGCUUCCAGACCUCUUCCGACUCCAGUGAGAGUGACACAUCAGACAGUGACCUUGAGCAAGCAUCAGAACUAGUCUCCUGGGAAAAGCUGUGGGCCCGCUCUAAGCCUGUUGUGAACUUCAAAGAUGACUUGAAGCCCACACUAGUGUGAAAGGCAGCGAGAUGGGGCUGGCCACAGAG
Phodopus roborovskii (desert hamster) is the source of this 2525-nucleotide messenger RNA. RefSeq names its product G protein-coupled receptor 156 (gene Gpr156). Gene Ontology annotation, molecular function: G protein-coupled GABA receptor activity. The record is from RefSeq and is a predicted model, not a curated record. Gene Ontology annotation, cellular component: membrane; G protein-coupled receptor heterodimeric complex. The transcript is spliced from 9 exons. NCBI's taxonomy places the organism in Eukaryota, Metazoa, Chordata, Mammalia, Rodentia, Cricetidae. Gene Ontology annotation, biological process: G protein-coupled receptor signaling pathway; gamma-aminobutyric acid signaling pathway. The coding region runs from base 124 to 2496 and encodes 790 amino acids.